Fraxinus pennsylvanica is the source of this 432-nucleotide messenger RNA. Lineage: Eukaryota; Viridiplantae; Streptophyta; Magnoliopsida; Lamiales; Oleaceae. The record is from the annotation of a GenBank genome assembly.
AUGACAGCUUUCAUGAAAUUCAUGAAUCAAGGUGAAUUUAUGGAAUUGAAUGAUACUCAAUAUCGUCUUUCAACCACUGAGAAAGCAGUCAAGGAUGUAUGCGAUAUAUCUGUGGCUCUAGACCCAUCCAAAGAUGUUCCAAAUAUAGAAGGAUGGCCAAUUUCGAAUAUUGCUGUGUUACUGACUGGUUCAAAAGGAAACUGUUUGCUCCAUUUGGUAGCUUCAGUACCGAGGAUGUCUUACGUCGAGGUUGACACAAGACAUAGGGGCACUAGGCAGCUUUUUCUUGACCGGUCACUUUUUCGAAGUAAUAACUAUCUGUGCACGCAUCGUGCAUUUGCCUGGGCACUAGAAUCUGUCCCUGUGCGUUGCCGUUUUCUGCCCUGCUCGCUGUCUUCCUUGUGCAAUCCAUUCGCUGCAGUUUCUUUGUGA